Closterium sp. NIES-65 is the source of this 1770-nucleotide messenger RNA. The record is from the annotation of a GenBank genome assembly. NCBI's taxonomy places the organism in Eukaryota, Viridiplantae, Streptophyta, Zygnematophyceae, Desmidiales, Closteriaceae.
AUGACUCUGACAUUCAGUUUACGUUGUAGGGUGCUUGCUGCUGCUCUCCUGGUGGCUGUCAUUGUCGCCGAUGCUAGUGCAAGCGACCAUAGAUAUGGCCAAGGGGACAAGGUGCCUUUCUACGCGAACAAAGUCGGUCCUUUUCACAACCCGAGCGAAACGUACAAGUUCUUCGACCUGCCGUUUUGCCAGCCAGGGAAGAUAAACGAGAAGCUGGAAGACCUCGGCGAGGUUCUGAACGGCGAUCGCAUGGUUCAGGCCCCUUACGAGCUGAACUUCCGCGUAGAUCACGAACGCACCACACUCUGCAAGCGAACUCUCGCCGUUAAGGACGUCCAGAAGUUCCGCGAUGCGGUCAUGAACGACUACUAUUUCCAGAUGUACUACGACGAUCUCCCGAUCUGGGGUUUCAUCGGCAAGGUCGACACGGAUCCCAAGAACCAGCACUUUUUCCUCUUCACGCACGUGCAUUUUGAAGUAGAGUACAACAAUGACCGCGUGGUGGAGAUCAGCGUGGCGACUGACGCUGGUACCGCGGUGGACAUUACCGAGGAUAAGGAGAUGGAGGUGGAAUUCACGUAUUCCGCCAAGUGGAAGCAGACGGACAAGUCAUUUGACAAGCGCAUGGACAAGUACUCGCGCUACUCGUUCCUCCCGCAGCAUCUGGAGAUCCACUGGUUCUCCAUCAUCAACUCGUGUGUCACGGUGCUGCUGCUUACCGGCUUCCUGGCCACCAUUCUCAUGCGCGUCCUCAAGAACGACUUCAUCAAGUACUCGCGUGACGAGGAGUCGUCAGAAGAGCAGGAGGAGACGGGGUGGAAGUACAUUCAUGGCGACGUCUUCCGCUUCCCCAAGAACAAGGACUUCUUCUGCGCCGUUCUUGGCAGCGGCACUCAAUUGCUCUUUCUGGUCAUCUUCAUCUUCAUCCUCGCUCUUGUGGGGGUGUUUUACCCUUACAAUCGCGGUGCUCUGUGGACGGCGCUGGUGGUGAUCUAUGCGCUGACCUCUGGAAUUGCUGGGUACACGGCUGCGUCUUUCUACAAGCAGAUGGAGGGCACCAACUGGGUGCGCAACAUUCUGCUGACGGGGUGCAUGUUCUGCGGACCGGUGUUCAUCUCCUUCUGCUUCCUCAACACCGUCGCCAUCGUCUACAACUCCACCAACGCCAAGCCCUUUGGCACCAUCGUCAUCAUCAUCCUCAUCUGGGCGCUCAUCACUUUCCCCCUCCUCGUGGCUGGCGGAAUCGCCGGGAAGAAGAGCAACGCAGAGUUCCAGGCGCCCUGCCGGACGACUAAGUACCCGAGGGAGAUUCCGGUGCUGCCCUGGUAUCGCCACACUGUGCCUCAGAUGGCCAUGGCUGGGUUCCUGCCGUUCAGUGCGAUUUAUAUCGAGCUGUAUUACAUCUUUGCGAGCGUGUGGGGGCACAAGGUGUACACGAUCUACAGCAUCCUCUUUAUAGUGUUCAUCAUUCUCAUCAUUGUGACGGCGUUCAUCACGAUUGCGCUCACAUACUUCCAGCUUGCUGUGGAAGACCACGAGUGGUGGUGGAGGUCUGUGCUGUGUGGUGGCUCCACUGCACUCUUCAUCUUUGGCUACUGCUUCUACUACUACUACGCUCGCUCAGACAUGACCGGCUUCAUGCAGACGUCUUUCUACUUUGGCUUCAUGGCCUGCGUCUGCUACGGCUUCUUCCUCAUGCUCGGCACUGUGGGCUUCCGCGCCUCCCUGUCGUUCGUGCGCCACAUCUACCGCUCGAUUAAGUGCGACUGA